Molecule: messenger RNA, 2930 nt
Organism: Bicyclus anynana (squinting bush brown)
Lineage: Eukaryota; Metazoa; Arthropoda; Insecta; Lepidoptera; Nymphalidae
Exons: 14
Coding region: 58-2871 (937 amino acids)
Source: RefSeq, a predicted model, not a curated record
UUCAAGAUUCGAAUAAAACGUUAAGUUUAAAAUUUUGUAACGAAAAAAUUUUUAAAAAUGUACAGCUUAGUUAAUUCUAACUACAACAGAACAUAUAAUCCCAGAAGUAAACAAAAUAUUUUAUGCGAUAUAAAACGAUUGCUAACAUCCCGGGACACAGCAGCUCAAAGCAAAGCCUGCGGUUAUCUCAUCGAAGUUAUAAGCAAGUACAGCUGCAGUUCUAACGAAAGGAGCAGUAUAGUUCAAUAUUUAUUGAACAACGAUAUUACUGUGUUCUUAUGUGAAGCAACGUCUAACUUGGAUUUUUCGCUGUUUCGGUCAGUCGUCCACUGCAUGCGGCUGCUAUGGCGCGAAGGCAGCUUCUUCUCUGAUGACCACGCCGCCCACGCGCUGUCGGCGGUGGGGCGCGCGCUCGCCCACUACACCGCUGCCGAUGCGUUGCCUGCCGUCGAUGCUUGCCUGGAGUUUGUGUUUGAGCUACUCGACGGAGUCAAAACUAAUGGAACCACACCGCCCUUAUCCUAUCAAAGCGCUUACAGCACUGAACAGCUUUUGGCUUGCUUUACAACAUUAGCUGACAGGAUUCGAGGCAAACCCAACUCCAUAUUAUCCAGCGCUUUAGUGCUGCAUGCGUUAAUUUCGUACCAACCAGCUGAAUUAGAUCUCAAGGGCAGUGUGGCUAGAGGCCUCGCGGAGGUCUUGGAAAAGUGGUUCGAUUUACUCAUUGGGGGUCUAAAUCAUAUAGUACUUGUGGGAGAUGGAAGAGAUAUGGGAAUGCUGCUAGUUAUCACGUGCAAACUUGGUAUAGAUGUGCUGAGAUUUAUAGGAGUUUAUGAAAAAAGCAAAGAACCCGUUGAUUUUAUCAAUAAAAUAUUGAAAGACGAGCAAGAGGUCUCGGUACUAAGAGAAGGCUCUUUAAAACUUAGACGUAUGAUUCUACAUGCGAUGAACCAACUUGUGGUGUUUAUAAAGGACAACCUAGAUAUAACAGGUACUGAAGAAUACAGUAUAUUCCUUAAAUUUCUCCUGAAUUUCAUGUACGAAAAUUCAAAAACAGACGUUCUACCUGAUUUUUGUGAUAUUUUAUUUUCUAGAGGAUAUUUAAUAAUGUUACCUAAGACUCAAAUAAUGAGAAACAAUACAAUGGUACGUAAAGUUAGUACUCAAGUGUUAGGAGAAAUGCUCAAAAUAUUAGCAGCGAAAUAUUUAAUAGUCAAGGACAAUGAUAGCGUUGACUUUUGCAAGGAUAUUCAUAUGGGAUUAGUGGAGUUACAAUAUGGUAUUGAAAAGCCGCAAGAUAUAGGAUUGCAGCUACAAAAGAGUCAACCCUACAGUUUGCUGAUUUAUAUAUACUUCUAUUGCCAAUCUUCUGAGAAUCCACAAGAAUCCACAGCACCUUUGCUGCCUUUCCUAAUCGAGCACAUUUUGAGACUCCCCAAAUCUGUGAAACCUCCAGGAUACAUAAUAAAAGCACUUUGGCUGGUCUUUGCUAUGUCUACAGUAUCCAACGGCUCACUGAAUUCCUUGGAGCAAAGAAUUUAUUUAGAGAAGGCUACAGAUCGUAUUGUUGGGAUGUUACUUCCAGAACCCGAUAUAUAUUAUACACACAACCCCGCUUUAUUAUUUUGGUCUUUUACUUCGUUAAGAAUCCCCAACUCAGUCAGAUUACACGUACUAACACAGUGGCUUAAAACAGAGAAUACUUUACCAGAAGACUUGACACAGGAAUCUUCUGUUUGGGAAUUGCUUCUAAACGUUUUGAUACAAAGUAAAGACGAUUCAGUCGUAACAAACUGUAUGGAAGCUCUUAAUAUUUGCAUCGAAAGGGGAGAUGAAACGACUAAGGAAGAAUUCGCAACACUAACUUGGUCUUUGUUGCCUGAAGUCUUAUAUAACACUUUGAUUAAUCGUAAUGAAAUAGAAACAAACAUUUGCUAUUUACUGGACUUAGCAAUAGCAGAAAUGCCCUCCGAAAUAGAUCAAUCAUUGUGUUUAAAAGUAGCUGUACUCAUAGCGACGUUGUUCUCCAAAAAUACAGUAGAUUGCAAAGAUGUGAAUAUCAAAUAUCACUAUGAAUAUGUUUGCUUGAAGCUAUGUUUACUACUUUUAGAUACGUCUACGAAACAAAAUAAUGAUAGAGUUUUACUCACCUACAUGCAUCGCGCAGGGUUUUUAGUGAGUGUUCUAAAAGCUACCAACAGUUCCGAUGACAAAGUCGCUUGCACGUCUCUACAACUCCUCACUUGUAUAAUUUAUUGUUUCACCAAGAAUAACUACAAACCAAACACUGUCCUCGAGCUACAAACUGAUCUGAUAAUAAAAUCUCUUAGACAAGACAAUGAAAAUGAACGCGGGUCCUCUCUCUUGCAACUCGUUCACUUAAUUCUCAGUUCUGGGACAAACACACCAAUAGUCCUCACGUAUGAGUUACCCAACCAACCUUCAAACAUGCAGCAAAGUCGAGCAUUGCGGGCACUGAUGUUUAGAAUACAGUUGAUGGUGUGUUGUAGGGAUUCGGAAACUCAAGCGUCGGAGGGCUGGAAAACUUUGAACUCAAUUUUCAGACACGCAAUAAUGUACAAAAAUAACACAAAUUUGGUAGCAACACUAACUUCUCAGCCAUGGACACACACACUCAUCCGUUUUCAACUCACACAGAAUAUAACACAAGAAUUUCUAACUUUUGCUCAAAACUGGCUCAAUUUACUAAAGCUCACUCUUAAGGCGGGCAAAGAUGGAACUUACCACAUAUCAAAAUAUAGCCUUAUAGCGAAAACUAUGAACAUGUUGAAGAAAAAUUUGAAUGCUGAUGAAUUGAAAGAACCAAACAAAACUGUAAUAAGAAUUGUUAAUGAUAUCUUAAAUCUAUAAACUUAUAGACGGUAGAUAUAAAUGGAGUCAUUUAAAAUUAACAAUUAACAAGGAGUUUA